CUAAAAGCAUUGGAUUGUUAUCUGAGUUGAUUGAACUUAUGUUGGCGGUAAAUUACUUAGAGGGUGAUGUUACUGAGUCGAAUCUUUCCAAUUUUUCCAAAUUAGCAUUCUUACAAUUAUCAGAUAACUCAUUGUCACUAAAAAUUGGUCCUACUUGGUUUCCUCCUUUCCAAUUAUUGUUCUUGGGAUUAAGAUCUUGUAAUCUGGGCCCAACAUUUCCUAAUUGGCUUCAGACUCAAACUUCCAUAAUAUUUCUAGAUAUUUCUAAUAGCAACCUUAAUGAUUCCGUUCCAGACUGGUUUUGGAACAACUUGCAAAAUAUGGGAAAGUUAAAUAUGUCUUACAAUAAUCUCAUUGGUACAAUUCCCAACAUAUCAUUGAAGCUUCUUUAUAGACCGUUCAUAUUUCUGCAUUCAAAUCAAUUUGAAGGCAAAAUUCCACCCUUUUUACUGCAAGCUUCAAAGCUCAAGCUCUCCAAAAAUAAAUUUUCAAAUUUGUUUUCAUUCUUAUGUGAUCAAAGCAUAUCUGCAAAUUUGUUAUCUUUAGAUUUAUCAAACAAUCAAAUGAAGGGACAACUGCCAAACUGUUGGAAAUAUGUUGAUAGGUUAUUGUUUCUUGAUUUAAGCAACAAUAAAUUGUCAGGGAAGAUUCAUGUCUCCAUGGGCAGCCUUGUUAACUUGGAAGUCUUGGUUUUACGAAACAAUAACCUAAUGGGUGAAUUACCUUCCACUUUGAAGAACUGCAGCAAUUUAAUUAUGGUGGAUGUGAGUGAAAAUAUAUUGUCUGGUCCAAUACCAUCAUGGAUUGGAGAAAGUAUGCAACAAUUGAUAAUCUUGAACAUGCGAGGGAAUCACUUCAGUGGACAUCUUCCAGUUAAUCUUUGUUAUUUGAAGCGUAUUCAAUCAUUGGAUCUUUCAAGGAAUAACUUAUCGAGAGGUAUUCCAACAUGCUUAAAGAAUUUGACUGUAAUGUCUGAAAAGAUCAUCAACAGAGGUGCAACUCUAAAUCAGAUAUAUUGGUCUGUCAAUCUUACUUACCAUGAACCUUAUGCUCCUUUUUUAUCCAGUUCUGAUAAUUAUACACUUAACAUAACAUGGAUUUGGAAAGGUAUGGAACUGUGGUUUUCGAAUCCAGAGUUACAACUUAAGAGCAUUGAUCUUUCAAGUAAUAAUUUAACAGGAGAAAUACCAAAAGAGAUUGGAUUAGUUUCUCUGAAUUUAUCCAGAAAUCAUCUGAGCGGAGAAAUUCCUUCAGAGAUAGGAAAUUUAAGUUCACUAGAGUCCCUUGACUUAUCAAGAAAUCAUAUCAGUGGGGCAAUUCCUUUUUCUCUUUCUCAAAUUGAUAAUCUAGGCAAAUUGGACUUAUCACACAACUCUCUUUCAGGAAAGAUCCCACGAGGAAGACAUUUUGGAACCUUUGAAGGCUCUAGUUCUGAAGGAAACGUAGAUCUUUGUGGUGAACAACUCAACAAAAGUUGUCCUAGAGAUGGAGAUCAAACGACAGUAAAGUUCCCAGAAGUUGAAGCAAUCAAUGGCGAUGAAGACAGUGUUUUUUACGAAGCAUUAUACAUGAGCAUGGGGAUAGGAUUCUUUACUGGAUUUUGGGGCUUAUUAGGGCCAAUACUACUUUGGCAUCCUUGGAGAAAUAACUACAUAAGAUUUAUGAACAGACUGAUAAAUUAUAUAUAUGAACGGUUAUAGGUAAUGGAACAAAGUAGUCCUCGUAGCUCAAAGACAAGAAGGCAGGUGUUGCAGAUGCUCUACACGCUUCGGAUUACAAAGGAAAUCGAUGUUGAGUUGCACAAGGGCAAAAUAUUUAUUUAGUUUUAUCGUUUGCAAUAUUUUGUAUGUAAGAAAUAAAUUGAAAAAUCUUGUUUCAAGUGA
This is a messenger RNA of Vigna angularis (adzuki bean), 1883 nucleotides long. RefSeq names its product receptor-like protein EIX2. The transcript is spliced from 2 exons. Gene Ontology annotation, molecular function: protein binding. Lineage: Eukaryota; Viridiplantae; Streptophyta; Magnoliopsida; Fabales; Fabaceae. The record is from RefSeq and is a predicted model, not a curated record. The coding region runs from base 39 to 1700 and encodes 553 amino acids.